AUGUCCGCUGCUAAGAUUAAGGCUCAAAAUAUCAUUGACGAGAACAAAGUUGUUGUGUUCUCGAAGUCCUACUGUCCAUACUGCAAGUCGACAAAGUCGCUUUUGACCAGUCUCGGUGCGCAAUACUACGUUCUCGAGUUGGAUCAAGUUGAUGACGGCGCCGCUAUCCAAGACGCUCUCGAAGAAAUCACCAGCCAGCGUUCCGUCCCCAACAUCUUCAUUAACAAGCAGCACAUUGGUGGAAACUCCGACCUGCAGGCUCGCAAGAACGAGUUGCCUCAGUUGUUGAAGGAUGUUGGUGCUUUGUAA
Talaromyces marneffei is the source of this 309-nucleotide messenger RNA. RefSeq lists its product as uncharacterized. Gene Ontology annotation, cellular component: nucleus; cytoplasm. Gene Ontology annotation, molecular function: glutathione disulfide oxidoreductase activity. The transcript has 3 exons. Gene Ontology annotation, biological process: cellular response to oxidative stress. NCBI's taxonomy places the organism in Eukaryota, Fungi, Ascomycota, Eurotiomycetes, Eurotiales, Trichocomaceae. The record is from RefSeq and is a predicted model, not a curated record. The coding region runs from base 1 to 309 and encodes 102 amino acids.